Molecule: messenger RNA, 1764 nt
Organism: Zophobas morio
Lineage: Eukaryota; Metazoa; Arthropoda; Insecta; Coleoptera; Tenebrionidae
Product: ubiquitin carboxyl-terminal hydrolase MINDY-3 homolog
Exons: 8
Coding region: 132-1457 (441 amino acids)
Biological process (GO): protein K48-linked deubiquitination
Molecular function (GO): K48-linked deubiquitinase activity; cysteine-type deubiquitinase activity; calcium ion binding
Source: RefSeq, a predicted model, not a curated record
UCACGCCGCACCGUUGGCACCCCCAAAUGUCGUUUCCCAAAUGUCGCCCUAUCCUAACCUCUCAAAUAUCGAGUGCUUAUUAAUAAGAAAUUCCAUCAUUUUUCGAACUUCCCGUGGCAUUCAUACCGAAAAUGGCCGAAAUGUCGCCCUCCUCGCAUGAACACGAACUCUCCAACGUGAAGAAACUCCUCUGGGGCGACGACAUCAAACCUGACAUAUUUAGGCGCUGGUCCCAAGGCUUCUACUUCAGUAGCAGCGAACCCACAGCCUUGGAGCAAUCCGAAGGCGGCCCCUGCGCCAUCCUAGCCCCCGUACAAGCGUUCAUUCUAAAAAAUUUGCUACUAAAAUACAAAGAUUUAUCGUUUCGGGAGAAGGUGACCUCGGACAUGCAGAAUAUUCUCCUCGUGAAUGCGUUGAGUGAAAUUUUGGAACAGUGUCACAACCAGAAGUAUUACAUAGUGUUUUUGAAUAGUGACGUGAACGAUGUGAGUGAUGGGUUGUUUUCCAACCACCAGGAGAACGGAGUCGAGCUAGAACCGACGUUGUUCCACGAGGAUUUUAUUUUUCACGAAAAUUUGCGGAUACACACGUUCCAGAACGUCGAGGAAGUUAGGAAGUUUUAUUUGGAUAAUAUACAACUGCUGAAGUCGCAGUUUGGCAUUUUGGUGUUUUUAUACUCUGUUCUUAUGACUAGGGGUUUAGAACGCGUCCAGUCUGAUAGUUCGCACGAUAUCUCUGAGCCUUUAAUUGACGACACUUAUGGCUACGGCAGCCAGAGUUUAAUCAAUCUUAUGAUAACAGGUAGAGCGACUACUUAUGUGUGGGACCAUGAACAAGACGUCGGCGGCUUGAAAUUGAAGGGGUUGGAGAAACAGAGCCAAAUUGGGUUCAUUACAACUAUGGAGCACUUGAGGUAUUGUACAGUGGGGUCGUUUUAUAAGAAUCCCAUACACCCAGUUUGGGUGUUGGGGUCGGAUACUCAUCUAACAGUAUUAUUCAGUACAGAGAGGAGGCUCGUGAGCCCUGAAACUAAGACAGAUCAGGCCAAACGUGUCUUCAAGCAUUUUGAUCCCGAUGGGAACAACUUUAUUAGCUCGUCGCUUCUACAAGAUGUCCUCCAAGCUUUAGAUCUAGUCAGUGAAGAAGCAUAUGUAGAUAUUAUGAGGAAAAAACUGGAUCCGGAAAAUUUAGGCAUAAUUUUACUAAAUAGUUUUAUGGACGAGUUUUUUCCCAAAGAGGAUAACCCAAUGCCCGACUUGUUCUCAAUUGUGCAUUAUAACGGUUUGGCGCAGAGCAACCUCGACGGACAGAUUCGAUACAGGAUAGGCGAGUGCGUGCUCCUCGAGUCCGACCUACGAGCCAUCAGCGAGUCGAACCCGAUGCUGACCAUCCUGCAGACGAAGUGGCCAAACAUAGAGAUCCGAUGGAACGAGCUCGGGACGCCGUCUCUCAACUAACGAAGAUUUUAUUUCGCAUUUAUUCUAUUUAAUUUUUACUGUCUUAUUGUUGCAAGGAGAUACCUAAUUUAUUGUUGCUUAGUUUUGUAUUUUAAAAUUUUUAAUAAACGUACUUUUUUUAAUUUUUGUAACACUUGCACUUUAAGUUUGGCGCAUUGGACGAAGUCUUCCCGACUUAUAUUUUUGUAACUGCAGCGUCUGGAAGGUUCGUCGAGUGUUUUCAUUUGAGAGCAUUGUUAAUAUUUGUUAUGUCGAAAUGUAAAAUUGCAGAGAAUAUUGAUUAAUAAAUGAGAAGUAUUUUAGUUUU